Messenger RNA from Hevea brasiliensis (rubber tree), 1094 nucleotides. RefSeq names its product transcriptional regulator TAC1-like. The transcript has 2 exons. The coding region runs from base 1 to 618 and encodes 205 amino acids. The record is from RefSeq and is a predicted model, not a curated record. NCBI's taxonomy places the organism in Eukaryota, Viridiplantae, Streptophyta, Magnoliopsida, Malpighiales, Euphorbiaceae.
AUGUAUAACAUUAGUUCUGAUGAUUCCUUGGUAAUGGAGACUGAACAACCCAACCGUGAAAAUCCAGACAACGUGAACUCAGAAGAGCAAAGUGCCAGCCAAGUUAGAUUCUAUGAUUGCACCUUUUGCAAGAGAGGCUUCUCUAAUGCACAAGCCCUAGGAGGUCAUAUGAAUAUUCAUCGUAAGGACAAAGCCAAGCUUAAACACACAUCAUCAUAUGAGCUUCAACAAUCUCUGGACAUCCCAAAGAUUCUUGCUCCUUCCUUUUCCCCAAUUCCCACAACCAUAACACACCCAUUAAUGGAACCCAAAUCUAGCCAAGACGCAAGAUCCUUCAGAUGGGCUUGGUUUCUUGACAAAGAAAGUGAUGAUGCCUCUAAAAGAAACAAAACCCAUGUUGGAGAAAUCCAGCAACUAUCCCUGUUUGUUGAUAAAACAUCUAGUAAAGAUCAUCCUCAUCAACAACAACCUACCAGUGAUCAAGUUCAUGGCAGCACCGAAAAGGGUUUGUCGUCAUCAAGCCAUGGCUUGCCAAGUUCAGAGCUAGACCUUGAACUUAGACUGGGUCCUGAGCCUCAAGAUCCAUCGCCGGCAACGGGUACAAAAAGAUUCUUUUGAAUUUGCAUAUUCUAUAAUUAUAUUGUUCUGCCCUAGCUCUUCAUCAUUUCCUAAUUAUUUUGAAUGUACCAUGCAUGUAUAUUCACCCAAAAAAAGAUAAUAUAUAGAAUAUGCAAAUUCAGAAGAACCUUAAUUAAUUUUAAGGGUUUCUUUACUAUGGUUCUUUCUUGUUCCAACGUAUGGAAUUUGAUUAUUUUUAUGGUUUUAAUUGAUUGUUUGCUUGUGUUUCAAUGGCGGAAUUUACUUUUUAGCAGGGGACAACAUUUUUUGGACGAGCCAGGUUAAUUGUUAUUUUGUAGGUUUAUGCCGAAUUGUAUGCUUUUCCUAAGUUUGAAAUUACGGUUCGUAUAUAAAUGGGAUGCUGUUGAAACACCUUAACCCUAGAUUAUUGUGAACUCCUCAUCAAACUCUAUAUAUUUUCUAUGGUGUAUGAUCUUCUAGCCAAGCUUGCUUUGUCCCUUCACUCCUUGUGUUUA